Messenger RNA from Dreissena polymorpha, 2898 nucleotides. RefSeq names its product perilipin-4-like. The record is from RefSeq and is a predicted model, not a curated record. NCBI's taxonomy places the organism in Eukaryota, Metazoa, Mollusca, Bivalvia, Myida, Dreissenidae. Gene Ontology annotation, biological process: regulation of apoptotic process. The coding region runs from base 671 to 2626 and encodes 651 amino acids. The transcript is spliced from 11 exons.
GUAGGACAUUUCAAUAAAACGUGUCCGGACUACUUGGGUUAAAAUUAAUCCUGUAAUAGUAAUCCAAGUUUCUUUCGUGAAGCAGUUUAUUGGAUACCAUGAUAAUGGUGUUUGUGGUUUAAUAAAUACGUGUUCAAUCUUGAAGUUGGAGUGCAGUCUUUGUUUGCGUGUAUAUUGUGUUGGAUGUUCCUUUGUUGAAUUGAGCAAGUCAGCAAGAAGAAGUUUGAGAUAUUGAUGUAAAGAAUUAACAUGCGUGAGUCACAUGGUGUUUGGUUGUGUUUACUUUUACCGUACCUUUAAAACAUUGUGUUACUGUUAUAUUAAAAUCUGUCAAAUAACAUGCUGCUAAAAUAAAAACAUUCGGGGGCAAAGUCCCUACAAGCAAUAUUAUGCCAACGCGCAUCAAGGAAGAAUGUCGACCAAUCCACUAUCGUUUCAAACACCACGUGCGGUAUCACAUGUUAUACGUCAUUGCGGAUGUGCGACUCUCCCUCUCUUAAACUGUGGUGGUGAAUCGUUAAUUGAAAAUGGCUUUCAAUAUUUAUUGGAGCAGAAUGAUUCAGUUACUUAUUCGAAUGUGAGACAUUUAAUUAUAUUGAACAACGUGUAUUACUUCUGACGUUAACUACACUUGAAAUCCGUUCAACAAACGAGAGCACAAGUUUUGAAAAUGUUCACAAUGAGGCAGGCUCUGCAGCAGAAAAUAACUAAAAACUUGCGAGCAAUAAAAAUAUAUAUUGAUGCAAAAGAUUUUAUUGACAUAUUCAUUGAGAAAAAUGUCUUUGAAACUAGCGAUCAAGAUGAAAUCAUGGGAGUCAAUCCACGUACUAAGGAAAAUAGAAAUAAUUGCUUUAUUAAAAAACUGCUACAGAAAGACGAUUCUGCAUACACUCUAUUCAUAUAUGCAUUGAAAGAACUUGGGUAUCAAUACUUAGCGGACCUACUUGAAAAUACCAAAGUCGAUUCACCAAAUCAAGAGGCAGGAGUGCUUAAUGAGACAGCCUCAGGGAAACAAGACACGAAGUCGGUCACAAGAGACACAAUAGGAGAGAAAAUCAGGGAUGUCAAGACGAAUGAUAAUAAAGACAACUACUCGCAUGACAAAGAGGCGGGUGUGCUUGACAUAGAUUCGGUCAUAAUCGACUGCAGUAAAACUAUAAUAUCCAACACAGAGGCAGGUGUGCAUGAACUGUCAGCACAGACAGUAAAAGGGAAACAAGACAUAGAAUCGGUCACAAUGGAAGGAAGUGACACUAUAAUAUCCAACACAGAGGCAGGUGUGUAUGAACUGUCAGCACAGACAGUAAGAGGGAAACAAGACAUAGAAUCGGUCACAAUGGAAGGAAGUGACACUAUAAUAUCCACCACAGAGGCAGGUGUGCAUGGACUGUCAGCACAGACAGUAAAAGGGAAACAAGACAUAGAAUCGGUCACAAUGGAAGGAAGUGACACUAUAAUAUCCACCACAGAGGCAGGUGUGCAUGAACUGUCAGCACAGACAGUAAAAGCGAAACAAGACAUAGAAUCGGCCACAAUGGAAGGAAGUGACACUUUAAUAUCCACCACAGAGGCAGUUGUGUAUGAACUGUCAGCACAGACAGUAAGAGGGAAACAAGACAUAGAAUCGGUCACAAUGGAAGGAAGUGACACUAUAAUAUCCACCACAGAGGCAGGUGUGCAUGAACUGUCGGCACAGACAGUAAAAGGAAAACACGGCAUAGAAUCGGCCACAAUGGAAGGAAGUGACACUAUAAUAUCCACCACAGAGGCAGGUGUGCAUGAACUGUCAGCACAGACAGUAAAAGGGAAACAAGACAUAGAAUCGGCCACAAUGGAAGGAAGUGACACUUUAAUAUCCACCACAGAGGCAGGUGUGCAUGAACUGUCAGCACAGACAGUAAAAGGGAAACAAGACAUAGAAUCGGCCACAAUGGAAGGAAGUGACACUAUAAUAUCCACCACAGAGGCAGGUGUGCAUGAACUGUCAGCACAGACAGUAAAAGGGAAACAAGACAUAGAAUCGGCCACAAUGGAAGGAAGUGACACUAUAAUAUCCACCAUAGAGGCAGGUGUGCAGGAGUUGACAGCACAGACAGUAAGAGGGAAACAAGACAUAGAAUCGGUCACAAUGGAAGGAAGUGACACUAUAAUAUCCACCACAGAGGCAGGUGUGUAUGAACUGUCAGCACAGACAGUAAGAGGGAAACAAGACAUAGAAUCGGUCACAAUGGAAGGAAGUGACACUAUAAUAUCCAACACAGAGGCAAGUGUGUAUGAACUGUCAGCACAGACAGUAAGAGGAAAACAAGACAUAGAAUCGGUCACAAUGGAAGGAAGUGACACUAUUAUAUCCAACACAGAGGCAGGUGUGCAGGAGCUGACAGUUCAGACAGUUAGAGGGAAACAAGACAUAAAAUGGGCUACAACAAAAGUAAGUAACACUAUAAUAUCCACCACAGAGACAUGUGUGCAAGAACUUAAUGUACAGCUACUUAGAGGAAAACAAGACAUUGAAUCAGUCAGAAUCGACCGCAGUAGCACGAUACUAUCCACCACAGAGGCAGGUGUGCAGGAGCUGGAAGCACAUACACUUAGACAUAGAAUCGGUCACUAUGGAUGGCAUUAACAAUGUAAUAUCAACCACAGAGGCAAGUAAGCAUGAACUGAAAGAACAGAUUGCGAGAGGGAAAGAUGACAUACGAUCGGAUUUAAAGACCGUAAAAGAGGAAAUUGUGGCUCAAGCAAAACGGGAAGUCGGCGAUUUCAAGACAAAUGGUGACGAAGUGGACUAUUCGCAACGCAAAGGUGAGCAUGCGUACAUACAAUUUCUGUUAACAAUUACACUUGUUCAAACUGUCGUAUGAACACAUGCUUGGAAUAUCUGGAAACAUAUUGAUU